AUGGCUCCGUCUUUGGAGCUUGCUGUGCUGCUGUGCAGCACCUGGCUCGCACUCGGGGCAGCCCAAAGCGCGGCAACGUGUCGCGGUGGUAAUCUCAGCAACAGCGCGUGCCAAGAUUGUCGCUUCAUUCCUGCCAACUGGCCUUGUACCAAUUCCGAGUGGGGGGAUGGUCUCUGUACCGAUGCCUGUGCCCCCGAGCUUGACAUUGAUUGUUACCAGCUGGUGGAGCCAACUCUCGAGUGUGCCAACUCGGAUUCAGCCAACGCCCUGCGCCAAGUGGACACGGCCUCCCAAGUCUUGUUUUGGUUUUUCAUCUCAGUUUUCAUCUUUGUUUAUGGGGAUGAGCAACGCGCUCAAUGUUGGCUUUUCCCCAUGUGCCUGUGUAGUGCCUUGCCACGAUAUGCCGAUGUAGGACCGCCUCCGGAUGAUUUGACGGCCCGUGAGGCCGUGGAGCAGGGCACAGAGUUGCACCAUGUUGAGACGCGCGGAGAGGCUGAUAAAAUGCUCGAGCCUGCGCCCAGCUAUGAAAACGUCAUGAAGCCGGGCUCGCAUCUACGCAUUGACCUGAGCUCUUUGCAAGGCACCGGCGCGCCUCCACCAACUCCAGCUACAAUCGGUCUGCCAUCACCCAUGCGGCCGGGCGUCUUACCCACCGAGCUACGGUCACCCCAUUCGCCACGCAAUCCUCCGCCCCUGCUGUUGCAGUCGAGCUACUAUCCCGACUUGGGUGUGAUUGCCGAAGCCACCAACCCGGACCACGAGACGAGUCAAGCAAGCCGCCACGACUCGAACAGGGCAAUGUCACCAGGUCGCGCUACUGUCGGCCCAGUGGGCGAGGGUGAGGUGGUACCAGAGCUCUCGGCGCCAGCCUCCGAGCCAAACCCACCUGCGCCGCAGCAUCUGUCUGCAAACUCGCUGCAUCGCAGCGUCGACGUGAUUGACGUCGAUGAGGUACAACGCAAUGUCAGUCCGUUUUCUUCGCGCCGCAGCAGCGCCAGCCACAUCACUGGUGUUGAUGCGGGGAGCCGACGGCCGAGCGAAUCUGUGUUUGUCUACGACGCUGAAUUGCAGUAG
Molecule: messenger RNA, 1074 nt
Organism: Monosiga brevicollis MX1
Lineage: Eukaryota; Choanoflagellata; Craspedida; Salpingoecidae
Exons: 2
Coding region: 1-1074 (357 amino acids)
Source: RefSeq, a predicted model, not a curated record